AUGCUGCAAGUCCCAGAACAAGAGGAGGAUCUCGCUUUACCCACCCCGGUUGGUCCAAGCACCCCUUCUGAGAAUCUGGAAGCACCCAGCCCGUAUUCCAUAUGUUCAUGGACUAUCCCUAGACUUGCAGCUGAGUUACGAUGCAUGGGGGUCCCAUUCCUGACUACAGCUCGCAAAGCCAAACUCUAUUUAUCACCAACACCUGUACUCCCCAGCCAGUGGGAGCAUCCCAAUAACAGAACCAUCAUCAAGGAAUUCAGGAUUCUAGGAUUUGAGAACAUUCACAACAUUAAAAUUAUGCUAUUUCUUCUGUUUCUAGUCAGCUAUAUUGUGACUUUAUCUGCAAAUUCUAUGAUUAUCUCAUUGGUGGUAACAUCUCCAUACAUCUCCUCUCCCAUGUACUUCUUCCUCAGCCACUUGUCUAUUACUGACAUUCUACUCACCACAACCAUUGUUCCUGGAAUGCUUCACAUUACAUUAAUGGAAGGAAUCACCAUGUCUCUUGCUGGCUGCUUCAUCCAAUUCUACUUUGUUUCUAUAUUUGCUGCUGCUGAAUGUUUACUGCUCACGGUAAUGUCAUAUGAUCGAUAUUUGGCCAUCUGUAAUCCACUACGUUAUGCCUCCAUUAUGGACCUUACAUUGUGUAUUUAUCUUGGAAUUUUAUCUUGGGCAUUAGGAAUACUAGUUGCUUUGCCUCAUGUUCUCAUCUUAAGCCAAAUGACAUUUUGUGGUUCCAAUAUAAUUGACCAUUUCUUCUGUGAUCUGGUUCCAAUUCUUAAUCUAUCUUGUACUAAGGAUAUGGCUAAUGAAAUAGUAACAAUUGUCCUCUCCACCUUGCUUACACUUUUCCCAUUUGCUUUUAUUACUAUGACUUACAUCAGUAUAUUUCUUACCAUCCUCCAGAUCUCCACCAUCAAUGAGAGACAGAAAGCCUUCUCCACCUGCAGUUCCCACCUGACUGUGGUGUGUUUAUAUUAUGGGACAUUAGUAUGUAAUUACUUGGUUCCAUCUAAUAAAGAAUACUUGGGUCUACAAAAGCUGGUGUCAAUGCUUUACACUAUAGUUACCCCAUUACUAAACCCUAUUAUUUACAGUCUGAGAAAUAAGCAUAUCAGAGGAGCAGUAAUACAACUUUUCUUAAAGAGAAAGUAA
Pelobates fuscus (common spadefoot toad) is the source of this 1152-nucleotide messenger RNA. Its product is annotated as olfactory receptor 1E16-like. The transcript is spliced from 2 exons. Bases 1 to 1152 code for a protein of 383 amino acids. Gene Ontology annotation, cellular component: membrane. Gene Ontology annotation, molecular function: G protein-coupled receptor activity; olfactory receptor activity. Gene Ontology annotation, biological process: G protein-coupled receptor signaling pathway. Lineage: Eukaryota; Metazoa; Chordata; Amphibia; Anura; Pelobatidae. The record is from RefSeq and is a predicted model, not a curated record.